Molecule: messenger RNA, 315 nt
Organism: Triticum turgidum subsp. durum (durum wheat)
Lineage: Eukaryota; Viridiplantae; Streptophyta; Magnoliopsida; Poales; Poaceae
Source: the annotation of a GenBank genome assembly
AUGAGAGAGGAGUUGUACGAUAAGGUUUUGCACGCGCAAAGGACCUACAAUAUCCCUGGCAGGGCAGGCAAAAAUUUCAGUCGGCUGCGCGAGGAGCUCGCCAUGCAAGUGGAUCCUAGACCCUGGGACACCACAUGGCGCCACACGCGAUUGCUAAAUGUACUUGAGCGUUGCAUCGGAUUUGCGGCUUUGUCCUUCAGCUCGUAUGUGCUCAUAGGCAUGGCCGUUGGUAAGAUCGUUGAAUUGGAUCCAGAUGAAAAGCAAUUAAUCAAGAAGAAAAGAGGGGAGGCACACAAGCAAAGUGAAACGAAAUGA